ACAACGAUUUUAGCUGAGUCGUGCGGUGUACAUUUCAAGUGAUCCAUCGGGCGGGAUAUUUGGUGGAGAAAUAGGAAAGUCCCCAACUCGCGAUUAGUGGAUUAGUGCGACUAAACCCGUUCGUGGUGAUUCGAGUGUGGUCGAAGAGUUUUUCAAGCCAGCGGUGGGUUAAGUACGGUGGUUUUGAUUCUGAGGAAGAAUAAAAAAUCACAGCUUUGCAAGUGACGAUCGUAACAGGUGACUCCUGAUGCAAUUGAUGCGGUGAGCCCGUAGCAGCAGAGAACCGGCUUUCGCGUGAUCAAUGGAUUGUGGUGACUGUCUCCAAUGCGAAAUCCGGCGCUAGUGAUUAAUGUGAAAAUUAUUCCGCUGGAAAAGUGUGGAGCCUUCUCUUGCUCGGCAGCCUACUAUUAUCAUAAUCAAGUGGACCAAAUGACGGCGCGAGCCUUUGGGAACCAUCUUCGGAUCUUUGAGGCAGAAAAUCGAGUACAAUUUGUUAUGUAAAUCAGAUGAUCCUCGCUCAGUUUCGCUGACGUUCGGUCGGCGCUGGUCAUUCGGUUGGUUAGAGUGUGCAGCCAAGUUAUGCUCUCUAUCUCGGGAACGACGAACGCGCGAGAUCACACUUUUACUUUGACUCUGGCGCUGCUGGCAGCAACCAGCGCAGAGAGCUCCCAAUAAAAACCGAUUGGAUAUUUUGAGAAAUUAGUGUCAAGCGGCUUAUUGCUGUGUGUCUUGUUUUUUUUUAUAUUCUGACCAGACUAAGUGUGUGACUGCUCAAAACUUACGGUCAUUUUAAUUCUUCCCUUUGUGCACAAAGUUCGCAGCCGCCGCCGUCGCCUCCUUGUAGUUCAUCUGCCGAAGGGAAGGUAACAUACAUAAAACAUCGCGAAUUUGGUGACAUCAGUCCACGGUCAUUCGGAGAGGUUCGGCGUGUGUGUGUAUGCAGCAUCACGUGAGAAGUGCUGAAACAGCGGUUGAAAAUGUAGCAAUUAGUGGGGUCGCUUCUGAAUCCUGUCGAGCGACUGCCAAAGGUCCCUGUUAGAACCGAGUGAAAGUCAGUAAAUUAAACGCAAAUUCAAAAGUGUGUGGGCAGAAAGCAGUUCAAGAAGUUGUUAUCAAACGCAGUACGACCGGUGGGAAGUCGGGCUCGUGUGCGCCGAUGGUGGUAGUGUGUUAUCAUCAGAUUUAAUUAAAAGUGAAAUACAAAACACACACUGAAACCACGCAGAUCAACCUUAUCGCGAGUCGGACGCGCCAACGAGAGCGUGUGGUGAAGUUGCGAAUUUUCAAUCCAGUUCGAUUGUUUGCGUCCCCCAUCGAAGCGAAAGUGCGAAUCACAGCAGGCUCAGCUAGCUAAUCAACCGUCGGUGGUGGAACGAAAUUACAUUGUUGCAGUGUGCUUAUCUGACGGGGUACGCAAAAACCAAAGGACAGUUCAGUGGAACGCGAAGAAUCUCAGUUUUUUUUAUAAGUGAUGCGAAACGUUUUCGCGGUGGUGUCGUUAGACCGGAAGAGAGAAGUAGUGUUUAACUGUUGCGGAAUUUUACGGUAACGGGAGAAGUGUAGUAGAGGCAGAAGUGAUUUGAAGACAGAAUCUGUGCACUGAUUGCUAGGAGGAUUCACGUGCGUACUAUAACUGAUCAUCGCACAAUUCAGAAUCAACAGUGUGUCGUUUUUUGCUUCCUAAACAUGUUAUUAUUGAAUAUAAACCGGUUAAAUCGUGAAACCCAUUAAGAAGAAAAAGUUUCCUCACCCCAAAAAGCGAAAAAAAUCGGCAAAAGAAAGUAAAGAAAGUGUCAAAAAGUCAAAUAAAUCUUCAGAAUGUUUUUAAUUCGUGCAAGUGCUAAACAAGCGAUGAAAAAAGAAGAAAGCCUAAGAUCAAAUCAGAAGUGGUAUAUUGUUGGUGUCCAGUAGAAAUUAAAAAACGAGUGCUAAAAAGUGCUAGAACCGCUUUGCUCCCCCCGGGUGGCAGCAGCGUCACGACGGCAAUCCGGGUGUCAGAGCAAUGAUGGGCGGUCAACGACUUGGGACGUUUCUGUCCUGUUAUCGAAAGCGCGAAAAUCAAGUACAUCUAAAUCACAGCCACCUCAUGAUCACCUGAGCAGGGGUUUUCAAAAAAAGGAGUAUUUAUUCUCAGUGCUCCUGAAAAGGUGGGAAGACCGAAGAGUUGUGAGUUUUUUUUAUUUUCCUCUCUCUCUCCUUCUCUGGAAAACAGUGAAAUUUCGUUGAUUUGCAAAAUUGUUCAUGGUCAGUGGAAGACUUCGACGGAGGGCCCUGGCCCUGCUGGGAGCCCUCCUGUUGGUUAUUUUCAUAUGGCCCCCGUGUUGUGCGACGAUGCCGAAGCCACUUCCGGCUCUGCUACCCGCCAUUCCGGAGAUUGAUCUACCCUCGGAACCGAUGCCUGCCGUUGCCGUUGUAAGCUCGGUACAGCAAAAUGCCACCGGUAAGAGUAGGAAAGCCAGUGAUGUUAGCCGCUUGAUGAACAUUUUCUCAACGACGACGACGAUGGUGCCAAGCGGGGAGGGUACCGAUGAGGUUCGAUCCGGGGAAACCGGAGGUCGUGGCAAGUCUGCUACGCACAGUCGCGAUGUCAGUAGUGCGAAUGCGAACGACAACCAAGGGCUAAAUUUACGCCGACAUGAAAAUAACUCUGCCGGUUCGUCAAUAGAAGAGUCUAUCGAUAAAAAUAAAUCACAUGAACAACAAACGUCUGACGGCGACGUCGCUCUGGUAGCACAGUCAGCAGUGUUAGAUAACGUCGUCGUCGUCAUUGCUGCGAGCGAGAGCGAAAAACCUUAUCGCCCCCAACCAAAGCAUCAACCCGAGCAGAUAACGCACAGUCCGACCAUUUUCAGCAUUCUGUUCCAAAAACCACCAACACCGGCAAGAAAAGCCAUCAACGAAGAACAGGUCAAUGACCGCGGCUACCAAAGUGCCGUCAAUCAAUCAGUAUUCAAUCUCACGUCCAGCGACGGUGGCGACGAAGACGAUCGGUCCAUCAUCUCCCCUACCUUUACCCUUCACUACUCCCACGAGCCGGUGGUACUGUCGAGGGUGGAACGUAGCGCCAUGGCGGAUCCGGCCGAAUUUCCCUACGGAGCAAGCCAGCAUCGCCAUCGGCAUCAGCACUAUCUGACAGGUAAUAGUACACUCACGGCGGCAGUACCAGCGUCCGGGCGGGGACGAGGGGGAAUAGGACGACAUCAUCAUCAUCAUCAUCAUCAUCACCUUCAGCACCAGUCCCACCAACAGCAACAUCAACAGCAGCAGCAGCAGUAUCGCAACGGGACUACCACCGGUGCAGGAGGCAGCGACGAUUCGUCCAAUCUAGAGCGCAAUGAACGAUCGGCAAAUCUGUCGCACAUAACCGGGGCGACGCGCAAGAUUCAACUCUACAUCAAGAACCGAUAUCUGCAGCUGCUGCCCGAUGGCACCGUCAACGGAACGCACGACGAUCAGAGCGAUUUCACAAUCCUCCAGCGAACGACCGUGGCCGCCGGUCAGAUCAGGAUCCAGAGCGUGGCGACCUGUUUGUUUCUCUGCAUGGACACCUGCGGGACAGUCUACGGUUCGAAAGACUUCACCGACGACUGCGUGUUCAACGAACAGAUCGAACAGCACCACUACAACACGUACAGCUCGACGCAGCACUCGAACGCACGCCGAACGCUCUAUCUGGCGCUGAACAAAACCGGCCAACCGCGCAAGAUCCAAAUCCCGAUCAACCGAACCCUGGGCAAGUUGGCUACCUACACGAAAGCCCUCACCCAAACGGUAGCUCACGAUCGCGUCGAGCGAUUGAUCUCGAGACUAUUCGGACCGAACCACGUCCGCCACGGACUCAAGCAGCUCUGCGAAUCCGGCAAAGCCUUGCAGGACCUGACGGCAAAGGUGAUGCGGCCGCGACCGGCCUGCGGUUCGGCGCGAAAUGCCAUCGCUAGUCAGCCCGCCGCGUCCGGCGGUGCCAAAGAAACGAAUCCGCCGGCAACGCCGGGCGGUAACAAGGACAAAGACACCAAGGACACACUGCGGAAGAAGAAGAAAAAACGACGGAAAUGCCGGGAGGACGAACCGGCCGGAGAGCACUGCUUUAGGCCGCUAGGUGGUAGCAUAGGUACAAAUAGUGGUAGGAGAAGGUCCCCAGGGCCGGCGAAAAGUCAAAGGUGCAGUUCGGAAGAUGGUGACUGUGCUGUUAGUCCUAGUAGUAGUAGUGGUAGCAGUAGUAGUAGCAGUAGCAGUAGUAGUAUUAUUAAUAGUGGCAGUCCUAAUAGUGCAAAUAGUGUAAGAAUUAGCAGCAGUAAUAAUCGUGCGAACACAACUCCAGCGAACGUACCAAAUGUAGUAGCUUCGGCAUCGGUACCCGGAUCGGGGCCGAAGAAGAAACUGGUGAAAAAAGUCAACAAUCGAAAUACUCCCAAUGUAAAUAACAAAAAACCCAAGAAGGGUCCGGGAAACGGAGGCGGAGGUUCCGGUCCCAACAAGAAAGCCAAACAACUGCAAAACACUAGUAGCAGUAGUAGUAUUAAUAGUAGUAGUCUCAGUAGCAGUAGUAGUUCAGUGCCAUCAGCCGUCAGGGGUAGAGGGAAAACAACAAGCACCUCUACCUCGUCGACGACAUCAACUCCAAUAAAAACAACAAUAACAACAACAACAACUAGAACAACAGCAGAGUCUACCUCCGUAACAACACCGGCGAUAUUUUCGUCGUCGCCUAGCAACAACCUAGAAGAAACGUCACAGUCCGAGGACGAACUGGAGGCCGAGCUGGACAUGGACGAUCUGCUGCAGGGAUCGAUCGAGCUCAUCGAGGAGGACGACAUCGACGAAGGAUCCCAACCACUAAAACCGACCGCUUCACCCUGGCAGAAGCAGCCUCUCCCGGCCAGUAACUGUUCACCUCCCGUUCCUCCCGCUGCUGUUUCUGCUUGCUCCAGCAGUGGCAAAUCACUAGCUGGACAGCCACGGGGCCGAUCCCUGGUAACGUAUAGCCUACUAAGCCUCUGCUCGUUGCUCAUCGCUUCCGGCGCUACCACGACCCGUGCUACGCAUCUGCUAUAUCUAUGAUCAGCUCCUUUCACGGGAAUCCUUCUUUCCAGGUUUUGAAGGAAAAAUAUUUGAAAUUUUAAUAGACUGAUUACUUUUUAACGCUGAACGAUAAUCAAAAUUUAUUCUGAUCCUUUUAACCCUCUAGCAGUUAAAACUGAAUAACACUUCUUGUUGACCAGUGAAGAGAAUAUAUUAUAUAAAUACUACACAACAAAAUAAAAACAAUAUAAACAAGGUUACGGUAAGCAAUGCAAGCUCAGGAGAAAUAUUGUUUUUUACAACCAGUGAACGCUUUGCUCGGACAACAAAAACGAAUCAACUAUUCAACGCAGAUUCUGAGAAUUGUACUUAUUACUUGUUAUAUAUAGGGAACCUGUAAACAAAUGUGUGUAUGCUAAGGAGUGUCAGAAUCGAAUGUCAAACUAGCGCGUGCUCGAACUGCUCAAAAAUCAAUUCCGUUUGGCAGCAGCUCUGCUUUCAAUCUCACAUGUUUUGGUUUUUGCUUUUCUUUACAAAUAGGACCGCGGUUUUGUCGGAGGAGCGGUUUUCGAAAUUAGUAUUUCCAUGACGAUAUUACUAGUAGAUAGGCUAUUUAACUGCAUUGUGUUCUGUAUGUGUAAAAAAUAGUGUUUCAGUUAAACAAAUAUGUGGCAUACCUACUUUGUUUGUAAAUAGUAGAUCAUAUUUAAGUGGAAAAGUAUUUUAGUUUACGAAAAUCACUAUAGGUUAAGUUAAUUUAUUCUACAGUCCAAAA
This is a messenger RNA of Topomyia yanbarensis, 5797 nucleotides long. It is a transcript of the gene bnl, whose product is annotated as rho GTPase-activating protein gacF. Gene Ontology annotation, cellular component: cytoplasm. The record is from RefSeq and is a predicted model, not a curated record. Gene Ontology annotation, molecular function: fibroblast growth factor receptor binding; growth factor activity. The transcript has 5 exons. NCBI's taxonomy places the organism in Eukaryota, Metazoa, Arthropoda, Insecta, Diptera, Culicidae. The coding region runs from base 2242 to 5061 and encodes 939 amino acids. Gene Ontology annotation, biological process: positive regulation of cell population proliferation; fibroblast growth factor receptor signaling pathway; positive regulation of gene expression.